Messenger RNA from Penicillium macrosclerotiorum, 1524 nucleotides. RefSeq lists its product as uncharacterized. Lineage: Eukaryota; Fungi; Ascomycota; Eurotiomycetes; Eurotiales; Aspergillaceae. The transcript has 3 exons. Bases 1 to 1524 code for a protein of 507 amino acids. The record is from RefSeq and is a predicted model, not a curated record.
AUGAUCCUCCUCUACCUCUGUUUCGUGCUAUCCCUAGCAGUAGCAGAGUCUCCGGUCAUCGACCUCGGCUAUACAAGCUACCAAGGCACCUCAUUUGCCAGCGGCAUUUCCCAAUGGCUCGGACAUGGCCCGGCCUGUAUUCCGGUGGCCAGCAGUGUAGGAACUGCCGUGCCUCAAGGCACUUCGGAGGACUGUCUCUUUAUGGACAUCUAUGCCCCCAGCAAUGCAGUCCUGGCAAAGAAGAAACUCCCCGUCUAUUUUUUCAUUCAGGGAGGAGGCUUUGCUGAGAAUUCCAACAAAAACUAUAAUGGCUCUGGCCUGGUGCAAGCCUCUGACUUGAACAUCGUCGUGGUCACGUUUAACUACCGUGUGGGGCCUUACGGCUUUCUCGCCGGGAGCGAAGUGCAGAAAGGUGCGAGUCUAAACAAUGGCCUGAAAGACCAACUCAAGGCGCUCGAAUGGGUGCAAAAGUACAUUAGCAAGUUUGGUGGAGACCCCGACCAUGUUGUCAUCGGCGGCGACAGCGCCGGAGGGGCGUCUGUUACAUUGCUACUCUCUGCCUACGGUGGACGAGAUGACGGUCUUUUCAUCGGGGCCGCGGCCGAAUCCCAGAGCUUUGCCUCGAUGUUCAAUGUCUCCGAGAGCCAAUUCGCCUACAAUAGAUUGGUCACUCGUACAGGCUGUAAGAGCAGUGACGAUACUCUUGCAUGCCUCCGCGGCCUGGAUAUCAGUACUCUGCAGGCACAGAACAUCAAGACUCCCUUUCCUGGAGCCCCAGGUAAUCCAUUGUACCUCUAUGGCCCGACCAUCGAUGGCGAUUUAAUUCCCGACUAUACCUAUCGGCUUUUCCACCAGGGAAAAUUCAUCAAAGUCCCCGUGAUUUUUGGUGACGAUACCAACGAAGGCACAAUCUUUGUGCCUCGGAAUACGUCCAGCGUCAACGCCGCCGAUCAAUUUAUCAAAAACCAAUUCCCACGUAUCACAAAAACGCACUUAACCAAGAUCAAUAGCAUGUACCUAACUGCGGACCAGACGCGCAGCUUCCCGAAUGCAGGGCCAUACUGGCGUCCAGCAAGUAACGGAUACGGAGAAAUCCGGUACAUUUGCCCUGGAGUGGAUAUGUCUUCCGUCUACGCUGCUGCAGGGGUUCCCAGCUGGAACUAUCACUAUGCCGUGGUCGACCCGAGCAGCGAAGCCGAGGGCACCGGGACCUCGCACACGGUGGAAGUGAAUGCAAUCUGGGGCCCCAGCCAUGUCAGCGGCGUGCCCCCUUCUUCGUACUGGACAACCAAUGCCGGGAUCGUGCCUGUGAUGCAAGGGUACUGGACCAGUUUUGUGCGGUCCCUGAACCCGAAUACUCAUCGGUACGCGUCGAGCCCGGAGUGGAAGACAUGGGGCACAGGAGACGAUGCGUACAAGCGCAUUUUUAUCCGCACGAACCAGACCCGCAUGGAGCGGGUGCCGCAGAAGCAGCAGGAGCGGUGCAAGUAUCUCGUCAGCAUUGGGGAGGCUUUAGGACAGUAG